Molecule: messenger RNA, 1740 nt
Organism: Linum trigynum
Lineage: Eukaryota; Viridiplantae; Streptophyta; Magnoliopsida; Malpighiales; Linaceae
Source: the annotation of a GenBank genome assembly
CCGUGCUCUCUCACUUUCUCCCUCCCUCACCGCCGCUCUCACCUCUUUCUCCGGCCACGGACGAGCCACCAGUACCGUCGCGCUCACCCUCGUCUGCCGAGUCAAUCUUCUCUUCUACCUUUUUUUUUCUUCCAUUUCGUUUGUUAAGAGAGAGGCGGCGAGCGGACCUUCUCACCGCCAAGUUAAAUCGGCGACUUAAAGCAAGAGCAGGGUAGAGAAAAGGGAAGAGUCAUCAAUUGAACUGAUCAACUCCCAGCACUGCGAUGGACGGAUCGCCGAUGAAUUCGAGGACUAUGUUGAGGGUCGCCUUUUCUGAUAGACGAUGGCGAUGGCCGCCUUUUCUGCGCUCACCCGACGUCGCGCCAGGCCUCCCCGCUGCCUGUCGUUAUCUACCUGUUUGUGAAACCGUGUUUUUUUGAUGAGGAAUGGUAGUGUUCUGUUAGAAUGGUAGUUUUUUGUUUUUUUUAAUGGUAGUUUCCUUUCAUGCAUUGGUAGUUUUCUGCAUACAUGUGAAUGGUAGUUCCCACCUGUCUCUGAAACCGUGCUUUUUUUUUAUGUUGAAUGGUAGUGUUAUUCUAGAAUGGUAGUUUUUGCUUUUUUGAAUGGUAGUUUCCUUUCAUGCAGUGGUAGUUUUCUGCAUACAUGUGAAUAUGGUGUUUGAUGUGGAUUGGUAGUCUUCAUUUGGAAUGGUAGUUUUUUAUCCAUGCAACGGUUGUGAUGCUUGAUUAAUGUUACUACCUUUCAUUUUCCAGAUUUUAGGAAUGACAAGAACCAAGAACCCCAAUCGUAGGGCUUCAAAACACAAGGAACCUAUUACCUACAGCAGUCGUCAGGUUCAAGUUGGAAGUGGGAGGCUGCUAUCCGAAUGGAAGAAUGAAUGGCAAGGGGCUUCCUACUUCAGCUCUAGGAUUGUCCAGUUCGUGAAAAGCAUAAUCGAGGAUGACAACAACUUAUUGUUAGAUGAGCUGGCUGAGCAUGCUGUUGAUAACCAUGAAGGUUUGGCCCGAGGCUACACUCAACAUGAACAGUCCUCAUCGCAUGCUUGAGUUUUUGAUUUAAAUAUUACUUCCUCGUGGACAAAAUAUUUUUUUAUAACCUUGCCACUACAAACAUCAUCAGGAAUUUAGUUCGCAAAACAUUUCUCUUGUUCAUAACUUAUAGAAGGGUUUUCAAUACAAACUCUUGGGUACUUUUCCACGUGUAAUUUUCCAUGUGUGGUGUGGAAUGGUAAUGUUCUGUUAGAAUGGUAGCAUUCAGGUUGUCGAAUGUUUGGUUCAUUUCAUGCAAUGGUAGUUUCCACCUGUCUGUGAAACCGUGCUAUUUGAAGUGGAAUGGUAGUUUUAUGUUGGGAUGGUACUUUUUUGUUUUUAUGAAUGGUAGUUUCCUUUCAUGCAUUGGUAGUUUUCUGCAUCCUUGUGAAUGGUAGUUUCCAGUCUGUUGUCCAAUACGUCUUACUCUAAAACCCCUCCAGUGUGCGAAGUCUUUGUAGAACUUGACAAAUGCUUCCCUAUUUUCAAAUCUCAAAUGAUGCCAUGUCGAUUUGUCAUCCGGGAGAACUUUAUACACCUGAUCUGCAAUUUGUAAAACAACAAUUAAUCACUACCAUUGCAAUAACUCAUACUACAACUAACAAAUCACUACCAUUUGAUGCAAAUAUAACAAAAAAUCACUACCAUUGUAGUAACUAAUACAAAAGUCAGAACCAAUACCAAUCCAAUCAAACAAAUACCAAUGCGAUAC